Messenger RNA from Dothidotthia symphoricarpi CBS 119687, 1089 nucleotides. RefSeq lists its product as uncharacterized. Lineage: Eukaryota; Fungi; Ascomycota; Dothideomycetes; Pleosporales; Dothidotthiaceae. The coding region runs from base 1 to 1089 and encodes 362 amino acids. The record is from RefSeq and is a predicted model, not a curated record. The transcript has 2 exons.
AUGCGGAAAAGAGCAAAAGCCAUUCUAUAUGCGAGUCUUGCUACUAUCCGGGCGUCCUACGUUCGUGCCUCGCGAAGCAGUUUGAUAUUGCCCUCUCAGCGCCCAUUCUCGUUUCGGAUCUCCUUCGUCGACUUGGAAGCGCGACCUCCAAUAGACAAUGGAAUCACAAAUUUUGAGCCUUUGGGCGACUUCGUUCACAGCGAGAAGUGCGACACAGAUCUCAAGGACUCUGCGAUGUAUUUCGAUGGAAAUAAAUCGUACAUCGACGACCAUCAUCUCAACGGGGGGGCUCCAUAUCAGGAGAUUGACCACUGGGCAUCAUUUCGAACGCGGCUCAAGAAGAUGUACACAAUCUUCCCUUACCGCGAUCCGAUCUGGCUCGUCGCAGUCAUGUUCGUCAUUGGCAGUAUCGAUCUCGUCAUAAACGCAUUUUUCUGCCUCCUCCCGCACACGACUCUCUCCACGGUUUCUGACACGGAGGAAACAAUCGCUAUUCCCUCUACCGUGCUAAUUGGAUCCAUUCUCUUCCUUGCAGCCGCCGUUUUCGACACCCUCGCUGCACUCAAUGUGGAUUGCGGUACUCUCGAGACAAGCGAAAAGGACCUAACACAAAUCACGUAUCGGCCAACACUCAUCGGAACUCCGGAGUUCAAAUGGAUACCCUCAUUUACCAAGACCGCCGAACUCACGGUGACUAGUGUAGCCUUUCAAGCCGGGCUUAUCGUGCUGUUUGGUGGCGUCAUCUUUAUGUUCGCCGGCAUCGUCGAUUUCCCAGGCGUGGUUUCUGAGGAAGACCCAUUGUUCGGCACUGUUGUGUUUGGACCACAGAUCUUGCAUGGCGCCCUAUUUCUGGUCGCUAACGUCAUGCUUGCUCUCUCCGAGCAGGAGUGUUGGUACUUUCCAAAGGUUCGAGACCCUGACUGGCAAGGCGCAUUCUUGAACAGUGUGGGUGGACUUGGAUUUAUGAUGGCUGGGUUCUUCUUGUUUCGAGAAGAUCAAGUUUUGUCUGCGGCGGCCGCUAUGGCAGGGAGUUGGGCGUUCUUGAUUGGAAGUUUGAUGAGGUGGUAUGUUGUCAUGGAUGUUUGGUAA